UAUAUAAUAAAAAUACGCUAUUGUUAGCAAUUGAAGGAUCCAGAGCAAUUAUUGGUUAUCUACAUUUUUUUUUUUUUUUGAAAUUCACUUUUUUAUAUUUUAUGUAGAAAAUCAACAUUUUGUUGUGGUCACUGGGACUCAGCCGUCCACUACAGAAGCUAACAUCGUGGGACUAGUUUUGGUUGGUUCGCUAAUAUCGUUAAAAUAGUAAUUCCCAAUAUUUAUUGUUAUUAAAUUUACAUAGUUCUUUGUGUCUCCUCAGAAAUGUUAAAAAUUGAAAUAACUGGUUAUUACACGGGGACUCUUCAAUUAUAGAUUAUGUUAUAAAUGUUAUUUUCUCUGUGCUAAAUAUAAUAGCAUAGAGAAGAACUCAGAACUUAGAAAUAGUAUAUACAGUGAUAUCUAGUGGUGUCAGAUAUAUACAGAUGGUAAUAAAGAGGUUACCAUUACUUUUAUAUGAUAAGACAUACUCAUAUUUUUAAAAGCAUAAAAAUCGUUGAGGCUACUUUUGAAGAUGAACUUUUGUGUCAAGAGACAUUAUUAAUAAAAACAUUUUUCAAAGUUCUUUAAAGUUAAUGCUAUGUCAGGUUUUAAUUUAGGCAAUCCGGCCAACACAAAUUCUUCAACAAAUACUACAACUUCUCAGUUUGGAUUUGGUUCAUCUUUAGGGACAUCAUUCCCAACAGCUACUACUCAAAUCUCAAACAGCUUUGGUAAUACAGUUAAUCCUACAUUGACUUUUGGAGCUACUCCUUCAAAAAAUGCAUCCAUUUCUUUUGGUGGAGCUAGUGUUCCAAGUCAGCCAUUGUCUUUUGGUGCAACUGUUACCACAUUGGCAUCAUCCACUACCAAACCAAGUUUUUCACUCGGUUCUAACAGUAUGACAGCAAAUGCUCCUUUGAAUUUAAGUUUAGGUUCAAGUACUACAACAUCCUCAUUUUCUCUUGGAACUUCAAAUAUUACAAGUGUUGUUGCGCCAACCAUAAGUACACAAUUUACAUUGGGUAUUUCUGCUACUACGACAACCUCUUCUGCACCUGUGUCUAAAGGGUUAGGUGGCAUUGAUACAGUCACAAAUAUUAGUCAAGCAAAAAGCAAAGAUAUAUCUGCUCUUGAAAUGUCUAUUCCUAACGAAAUUUCUCAGUUGGUCAAUAAUUUAAAAGAUUUUCUAAAACAGCAAAAGACAAUGAGCACAGAAUUGGCUCGAAUGUCUUCUAAAGGAUCUAGUGAAGUAGCUGAUGAUAUAAUGACAUGUCAAAAAAAUUUACAAUUUAUUGAACACAAUUUAGACAAACAAAAAAGUUUUGUUGAAAAAUUAAGGUUUGAAACUAAUAAGUGUUUACAAGAUUUUGAAAUUGCUCAAAGAAAUCAUGAUCAUCCUGCAAUGGUUCAAAAUGAUAUGGAAUCAAACAUCAAGUAUUUUUCUGAGCUUAUAAAAUCAUUGCAAGAAAAAGGAAAUAUUUUAAAAAAUGAAAUAGAGAAUACACAACAAUAUUUAGCAACUUUACCUUACAAUAAUAAUGUCACCAUAGAUGAAUUGAGAAGAAUUGGAGAAAUGUAUUAUAAAAAUGUAAUUGCAUUGGCUGGUCAUCUUCAUGGAAUACAUAAUGAAGUACAAGUUUUAAAAGCAAGACAUUUAUCUUUCCGUCGAGAAAUUUUGAAUGAUUAUAGUAAUAUCUUUCAAACAAAUGAAAAUAAUACUUCAUCAUAUUCUUUUUUAUCACAACCAGAAACUACUGGUCCCAAUCCUUUUUCUGGUUUAAGUAUAACAGCCUCAGCAGCAUUGAAUUUAGGAACAUUUGGAAUAGAUCAAUCUAGUACACGUUAAAAUCCAAAUUUUUUUUCAAUUUGUUUCAAAAAAAUUUUAUAAUUAAAGAAAUAUUUUACCUUGUACUAAUAAUGUUUAGAGUUCAGUGUUUUAUUUUAAUAGAUUAAAGUUUAAUAAAAAAUAAAACAAAUUAUACAAUUUUUAAAUUUGUUUUUGUAGAAGUUUUGAAAAAUUUUUUAAACUUUUUGCUGAAAUAAAAUUAUCUAUUAAAACAAAUUCAUUUAUAUA
Molecule: messenger RNA, 2056 nt
Organism: Daktulosphaira vitifoliae (grape phylloxera)
Lineage: Eukaryota; Metazoa; Arthropoda; Insecta; Hemiptera; Phylloxeridae
Gene: Nup58
Product: nucleoporin p58/p45
Exons: 10
Coding region: 581-1828 (415 amino acids)
Biological process (GO): nucleocytoplasmic transport
Cellular component (GO): nuclear pore
Molecular function (GO): structural constituent of nuclear pore
Source: RefSeq, a predicted model, not a curated record